Molecule: messenger RNA, 1490 nt
Organism: Arachis ipaensis
Lineage: Eukaryota; Viridiplantae; Streptophyta; Magnoliopsida; Fabales; Fabaceae
Source: RefSeq, a predicted model, not a curated record
AAACCUAAAAUGCCCCUUGUGUGUAUGCUGCUUGUCUCUGUCCUCUCUUCCCUUCGUUUUGAGGUCAGCAACGACGCGAUGGUAUGUGAGGAGCAGAGCGCCAACCAUUUCCGAUAAGCAAAUCCCCACCAACACACCACGUGUCAUCCACACGAUUUUCCCACUAUAUAUAUUCUUUUAUUUUUUGGGGAUAUUUUUCAUACCAUACUUCACACACCAGAGACUGAAACAUCCCAAGAGGUUCAAACUUCGAAGAUGGCUGCUACCUCCUUGUGUUCAUCAACCCUCCAAUCCCAAAUCAAUGGAAUCAAUCUUUCUAAAACCUCUCUUUCCCAACCACCUUCCCUCACUUUCUCUAGGAGGAGAUUUUCAACCAUAGUGAAGGCUUCGUCUCGUGUGGACAAGUUUUCAAAGAGUGACAUCAUUGUUUCUCCGUCAAUUCUUUCUGCCAACUUUUCGAAAUUGGGAGAGCAGGUGAAAGCAGUGGAGUUAGCUGGUUGUGAUUGGAUUCAUGUUGAUGUAAUGGAUGGUCGUUUUGUUCCAAACAUUACAAUUGGACCUCUUGUGGUUGAUGCAUUACGCCCAGUGACUGAUCUUCCUCUGGAUGUGCACCUGAUGAUUGUAGAACCUGAACAGCGGGUGCCAGAUUUUAUCAAGGCAGGAGCUGACAUAGUCAGUAUCCACUGUGAGCAAUCUUCCACCAUUCAUUUGCAUCGGACAGUUAAUCAAGUGAAAAGCCUGGGAGCUAAAGCUGGAGUUGUCCUAAACCCUGCUACCCCACUAAGUGCAAUAGAAUAUGUUCUCGAUGUAAUAAAGAGCAAAAAAAACUUCUUUCACAACAUAUUGAAUUUCUGCAUUCCGAGUUUUAUCGAGAGCCAAGUAAAGAAAAUUGCUGAUUUGAGAAGAUUGUGUGUGGAGAAGGGUGUAAAUCCAUGGAUUGAAGUGGAUGGUGGUGUUGGUCCUGCAAAUGCUUACAAGGUGAUUGAAGCUGGAGCUAAUGCUCUCGUUGCUGGUUCUGCUGUGUUUGGAGCUAAAGAUUAUGCUGAAGCUAUAAGAGGUAUCAAAGCCAGCAAAAGACCUGAACCAGUUGCUGUGUGAAGUGCUUCCAUGGUGUCCUAUUCAUUUUAUGCAUCAAUGCUGCUAGCUGUUUGCCCUGUAUAGAUGUCUUCAAUUAAGUUUUGCCUUCGGUGGUUGAAGAUCAAAAUUUACUGCCAGCAUAAGAAAUAAUCAAGUAAAAUAGUGGCGGGGAUUGUUUGGGAGCUAGUUUCAUUGUGAAAAAUCAUUGUAUAAUAAUAAUGUUACACACUUAUACUCAGUGAUUCAAAUUACUGCUUGUAUUUGACAGAUACAUAUUCAACACAAGACUUAUGGUCUGAGUGAAAAGAUCUCGACCUUAUUACCACAGAUUGGUUUUUCUGAGUUUGUAGUUUUGUACUUUUCAGACAAUGUUCAUGAUUAUUUAAUGUGGAACUUCUCCACAUCCAUGUUUA